Molecule: messenger RNA, 477 nt
Organism: Rangifer tarandus platyrhynchus (Svalbard reindeer)
Lineage: Eukaryota; Metazoa; Chordata; Mammalia; Artiodactyla; Cervidae
Source: the annotation of a GenBank genome assembly
AUGUUGGACCGCCAUCCAGUUGCUAUUACAGUGGAGGUGAAGCAAGAAGAAGACAUUAAGCCCCCUCCUCCACUGGUUUUAAGUUCUCAACAGAGUGAUACUUUAGAGCAAAGAGAAGAACAGGAAUUAGUGCGUGUAAUGGAAAGAUCUUUGUCACCAUCACUUUCCUCUGUUGAUAUGAGAAUGACAUCGUCUCCAUCUUCUAUCCCAAGGAGAGAUGAUUUUUUUCGGCAUGAGAGUGGAGAAAAUUUUAGGUCACAAUUAGGGUAUGAUCCUCAGAUUCUACAAAUGCUGAAAGAGGAGCAUCAGAUAAUUUUAGAAAAUCAAAAAAGUUUUGGAUUAUAUGUUCAGGAGAAGAGGGAUGGAUUGAAAAGAAGGCAGCAGCUAGAGGAAGAGCUGCUAAGAGCAAAAAUUGAAGUUGAGAAGCUGAAAGCAAUUCGACUACGGCAUGAUCUACCUGAAUAUAAUAGUCUCUAA